Hibiscus syriacus is the source of this 4013-nucleotide messenger RNA. RefSeq lists its product as uncharacterized. Bases 665 to 3445 code for a protein of 926 amino acids. Lineage: Eukaryota; Viridiplantae; Streptophyta; Magnoliopsida; Malvales; Malvaceae. The record is from RefSeq and is a predicted model, not a curated record. The transcript has 6 exons.
UUUUUUGUUUGUUUGAGGGAAAGGUUUGUGCUAGAUGCUAGCUUCUGAGGUCGAAGAAUUUAAGUAGAAAUUUCCUAAAAAAAGAAAAAAAUCAGAUUUGAUUUGUUUUUCAUCAGAUUUUUUUAAAAAAAUACUGUUUUGGGUGUUCAUGGAAAGCUUGGUUCUUGGCUGCUUAUCAAUGGAAGAAGUGAGAAUUUGUUUGUUUCAAGUAAUUUGAGAUAUGGCAUUCAAGGAGAGUUCUUUUUUUCUUUUAUUAGAAAUGACAAAAAAAAAAACUACCCAGUUUUUGAAGCACUUCAAGUACGUUAAUUUUACAAAAACAGUAUAAUUCAGGCCUUUUUUUCAUCUAUGGGAAUUCAGCUUUAGGCCAUGCAAAAAGGCACAGUCUUCAAGGAGUUCACUGUAUCAGAGACUUUGAUCGCUUCCCCAAGUUGAUGAUUUUGCUUGUCUUUUUGUUGAUUUCAAGAGCUCAUCAAUCUGUAAUCUUCAGUUUCAGUUGAUCUUUCCAUUGAAGUGAAGAUCCAAGAAAAAAGGGAGGGAAAAAGUAGUUAACAGUUUCCUUGAGGCACUGGUUUUAAGGCAAAAAGAAAGAUUCGGAGUCGGCUCAGCAUACUAUUUUUUGAUUCCGUGAGCAUUAUAAUCUCGUUUAAAGACUGUAUUUAUCAUGGGGAAAAGAUCGAAUAGUCGCCCUCUUCAAUAUGAGAAGGAUCAGUUGGGCUGUAUAUGGGGAUUGAUAACUAUGUUCGAUUUCCGUCAUGGUCGAAUGACUCAGAGACUGCUUUCGGAUCGAAGACGUGAGAAUGACGAUGCAGUUGGUAUGGGAAAUUCAAUAAAUAAACUUGACGUGUCAACUAGUUUGGGUGAAGAGAAGGCAAUGGCGACGGAUAUCUGUAAGCCUAGUGUGAAGGCACUCCUAGAAGAAGAAAUGUCGAGAGAGCAAGUUACUAAGAAAGAAGCAAAUAAUACUGAACAUGAAGCAAAAGAGUUUGGUUCGGGGGAAGGAGACAACAGAAGGAAGAACCGGAAAAGAAAAAACAAAACUCGCAAGAAAAGUUCCGGUAACAGUCUGGAUGUCGAUGCUGCCAAGAACUUGGCAUUGGAAGUAUCUUGUCAGCAUAAACCCGAGCAACAACCUACAAACAGUCUUGAUGUAGACAAUCUUGUAGAGGAGUUUUGUCAGGAAAUGGGUAAAAAACGAAAUAAUUGUGUGAAUCAUGAUCAGCCUGCCGAAGACCAUAUGCAGCGAAGCCGGGAGAAUUCCAGUUUUGAAGAAAGAUUGAGUGAGGCUAUUAAGUUCUUAGUAAGCCAGAAGCUUAUUAACAGGAACCAACUUAUGGAAGGUGGGGAACUCCAAGCCUCGAAAGAAGUAAUGGAUGCACUUCAAGUUUUGAGUUUAGAUGAGGAAUUGUUUUUGAAUCUUCUUCGAGAUCCUAACUCACUGCUGGUGAAAUAUGUUAAACACUUGCCGGAUGCUCAAGAUGAAGAGUCUAAGCCUCUUGCCGGAUCUAACUUUUUAGAGAAGGAGCCUGUUGGUUUAAAGCAAUCAAAUGAACCUGUUAAUAGAAAACAGCGGAAUUUCUUUAGAAGAAAGUCCAAGUCUCAGGAAAGAGAUUCAUUGGAGGGAAAUAAGGUUUCUGAAGGUUCCACUAGUAUUGUAGUUUUGAAGCCUGGGCCGACAUGCUCACAAACGCCUGAAACUGGAAGCAGCCGUGGCUCAUUGCCGGAACCUAAACACAUCAUCAGACAUCAAGAGCCGAAUGAGAAAGUUGGUUCCCACUUUUUUCUGGCUGAAAUAAAAAGAAAGUGGAAACAUGCUAUGGGAAGAGAGCAACAUAGAUUCCCCACCAAUGAAAUAUCCAAAAGAGUUUCGGGUGAGCGGAGAAAUCCAGGGGACGCUGGAGGAUUUAAGGAAUAUAUCACAAUGAAAUCUCCAACUAAAGACCAUUUCUUUAUUGAAAGAGUUGCCAAACCUUCCAGUACUGUCAAAAAAGGAGAGAGGGCAAGAAAGCUAAAGAACUCUGAAACGAGUAUAGAUUGUGAGACUAAUUUUUCCAGGCAUUCGAACAUCUAUAUCGAGGCAAAGAAACAUCUCUCUGAGAUGCUAACAAAUGGAGUCAAUAAUGUGGAUCUUUCAAGCAGACAGGUCCCGAAAACCUUGGGGAGGAUUCUUUGUCUCCCUGAUUAUAACUCUUCCCCUGUAGGCAGCCCUAGGAGGAGCUCAGAGCCUAGUUUUAUAACUCCACAAACGAGAUUUGCUGGCUCUGACAAAUUCCUUAAAGUGGAUGAAAACAAUGAACUCAACAAUGUCAGUCAUACAACUCAAGCAGCUAAGGAACUGGAGAUCCAGCUUUGCAUUUCUGAUCAUAAAACCGGUGAUGAAGUCCAAGGCGAUGAUAUAGUUUCAGAUAAACUCGACACUUUUGUGAAUGAUGACGGAGGGGAUCAAAAUGAUCGUUUUACUAAAGACGAAACGAGUUGCGGAGGUGACGUGAGUAUUGUUAAAGAAACUGAAAUGAUUGUUCAGGAAGAAACUAAGACCUUGGAUUCUUCUUAUGGGACAAGUGACUCUUCAAUUACUAGAGAUGACAAAAUUGUUGAUGUAUCUGAAGUUUGUGAUGAAAAGCAAUAUCUGGAAUGUUCUAAACAGGAGUUGUCUGAAGAGGACCAACAGUCAUUUUCUCCGUUACCAUCUCCAUCAAAUUCGUCAGUCGCCAAAAAGGUUGAAGGUCUAGAGAGUGUUAGUGAUGUACACGAGCGGCCAAGUCCCGUAUCAGUUCUUGAGCCAAUAUUUGCAGAUGAUGUUAUCAGCCCUGCUAGCAUCAGAUCAAUUUCUGGUGAAACAUCCAUCCAACCGCUAAGAAUUCGAUUUGAAGAACAUGGUUCUUCAGCAAACCUCAGUAGGCGUUUUAAAACUUGUAUGGAUGAUAAGGAAUCGAUACUUGAGCAUGUAAAGGCAGUGCUACAAGCCUCAAGUUUCGACUGGGAUGAACUAUACAUUAGGUCACUUUCUUCAGACCAGCUUCUUGACCCUUUGUUGCUCGAUGAGGUAGAAUACUUACCCAACCAACUUUGUCAUGACAAAAAACUGUUCUUUGACUGCAUUAACGAAGUUCUCGUGGAGGUAUGUGGGUACUAUUUUGGUUCCCCCGGCGUGUCAUUUGUUAAAACUAACAUCCGGCCUCUUCCGAACAUGAAAAAUACCAUUGAAGAGAUCUGGAAUAGAGUUUAUUGGCAUGUGCUCCCGAUGCCGCUGCCUCGCAGUUUAGACCAGGUAGUCAGAAAAGACUUGGCCAAGACAGGAACAUGGAUGGAUCUUCAACUCGAUGCAGAUUUUAUCAGUGUUGAGAUUGGUGAAGAUAUCCUUGACGACUUAGUGGAAGACACUAUAACAUGCUACAUAAUAAGUCCUGAAUGUGAAUAUCAUGCUGGAGGGCUAGAAAAGUGACAUCAACUUGUACAAGGCAACUGACUCGGUUUUGUUCAUACUUACUCGAAUAAUGCCUCUCCAAAGUUCAGAGUGGGAGAAAAGCAAGCUAAUCAAGUCCCAACAAGCGAGAAGGGAUUCAUUUAACUCUCCCUUCUAAGUCUUUUUAUCAGAUGCCACGACUGCGUUUUUGUAACCUUGCCACGUCGAAUAACCAUCAACCCGAAGAUCUUACUAGUGACUUUAGGAGCUUCGCGUUUCAUGUGCAGAGAUCCAUUGCAAAGCCAACGCCCGACUUCAGAGGCCUUUCUUGGUUUAGUUUAAUCAAUAACUAAACUGCACUGCAGUGUCAUUUCGAAAACUGCUAUAUCAUAGUAAUUGAGUUUAUAGAAUUUAGUGUGUAUUUGCUUGUGUGAAUGGUGUGUUCUUUGAUUGGCUUCAUCCAUUCCUAGGGUUUGGUUAACUGGUUUUCUUCCUUGUUAUACGUGUUUGCUUGUGUAUUUGGAGCUGUGAGUGUAUACGAGUGAAGUGAUUGACUACUUUGAUAGAUUUCAUAUGCCUGGUUAAUAUAAAUAUAUAUAUGUAUGCA